Messenger RNA from Penicillium verhagenii, 906 nucleotides. RefSeq lists its product as uncharacterized. The coding region runs from base 1 to 906 and encodes 301 amino acids. The record is from RefSeq and is a predicted model, not a curated record. The transcript has 3 exons. NCBI's taxonomy places the organism in Eukaryota, Fungi, Ascomycota, Eurotiomycetes, Eurotiales, Aspergillaceae.
AUGACAGUGGCAGCGCCCCAGCAACCUGCUCCCAACCAAUUCCAUGAAUUUAUCUCGGCGUGCGAGAACGAUCCGAAACAAAUCCAAGAUACAUAUGAGAAACAUCGGACCACCCGUAAUUCAAGUUUCAGGGGAAAAAUCCUGAGCCCUGGUUUCCGCGAAUGGCAGUUUGACGAGAUCUUGGAGAAAAUCCUGAAGGCAGACAAGGGUUUGAUCCAAUAUGAAGAUCCAAGGAACAAUGCAUCUUUGUUGGCACGCCCACCGAACCAUAUCUGCGAGCUUAUCAAGGAUAUCCAAGAAGAAAUCGUGUCUGCAGCUGGCCCAUGUCUUUGGCUGGCACCUCGAGAUUAUCUCCAUAUGACAACAUCUGAGCUCAUAUGUGCCAAGACACGGGCUGAAGUGGAUGAGGUGAUGGAAAUCUUCCAACAGAAGCUUCCACUGGAAGAUAUCGUGAGCUAUACGCUCACCCACAGCCCCAAGCUCAUUCGGCCAAUCAUUAGUUACGAUACUACGGCCAUCGCAUUGAGCUUUCUUCCAGCUGCCGAGACAGAAGACUGGUAUACUUACCACCACCUGCGACGGGAUCUUUGGGAUAUUAUGUCUGAGUCUGGGUGUCAAUUUGGAGCUAGAUACAAUGUUCCCUCCGCCCAUGUGACCAUUGCACGGUUUGCUAUGCCUCCGGAUGCAGAUCGAACAAAAGAAUUAGAUGAUCUAUGUAAGAGGGCAAGUGUACUGGUAGAGAAAAUUGAGGAUAUCAACCAGGAAUUACAAUCCGGUGAUUGGAAACGAUUUGGACAUCCGUCGAGGGGAACGUGGGUAGUGGGAGAGGAAAAAGGGAUGCAGUUAAACCAAGGCCGGUCAUGGUAUGGGAAAGGGGAAGCGAUGUUGACUGGCAGAGGCUUUUGA